CACCGGGUACAAAGAAAUUUUUGUAAUUAUAUUGUUGGUUGGUAAAGUUACUACGAACUUUACCAAUGGUAGGUAAGUUAUCAGCAUUAUUUUAGUUUACUGACAGAAAUCUUCGAGAUAGUGCCAACAACGUACGCCUAUCGGCGCCCCUAUCGCGACCCCUGUUACGGUCGUAAUCGAGUAUAACAACAGCAACGAUACAAAUAUGAAUUCUGCGAGCAAGGUGGGCGAGAUCUUCGCUGCAGCUGGAGUGGCCUUCAACAAGCUGGGCGAGCUAACGAUGCAGCUGCAUCCUACGUCAGAUUCCCUAGCAGGUAAAUGGGCUGACGAGGACAUUGAGAUGCUCCGUCAGUCGGUCAGAGUCUUCAGCGAAGAGUUGAGCAGAAUAAGCGAGCACAUCAAGAGUCGGACGGUCUCUCAGAUACGAACCACCCUGAAGAAGAAGGCGUUUGAGGAGGCGGGGAUGACGGUCAGGCAGCAACAAAUUCUACCUCAGCAGGCGCAGCAGACGACGCUGGUGCAGCAGCAGCAGCAGCAGCAACAGCAGCAGCAGGUCGCGAAGCAGCAAUCGACGUCGGCGAACCAGAGUCUGAUGGGAAAAUCGGCGGAGGUGACGCUGAACAUGCUGAACGCGCCCGAGACGGAGGUGGACGUUGAGGGACUGCCCGAGGAGUGUCAAGUGAAGCUCGAGUUUGAGGAAGGCGCGACCGAAGAAGUCACCGGUUAAGCUUACGAUUAGUUGAUUCGCUCAUAAGUUAAGUAAAGUAAAAUGAUCGAAAGAAAGCUGGUGAUACCAUCCACAUCUUUUCUUAUCAUGUAAUUAUUCAUUGAACAUUCGAAGUUUAACUAGUUUUAAGUCCCUCGGUCUCAUGUAAACUCAUAAGUUACCUUUUUACAAUAAAUGUAUAAAGAUCUGG
Messenger RNA from Vollenhovia emeryi, 917 nucleotides. Its product is annotated as chromatin complexes subunit BAP18. Gene Ontology annotation, cellular component: MLL1 complex; NURF complex. The transcript is spliced from 4 exons. NCBI's taxonomy places the organism in Eukaryota, Metazoa, Arthropoda, Insecta, Hymenoptera, Formicidae. The record is from RefSeq and is a predicted model, not a curated record. Bases 206 to 727 code for a protein of 173 amino acids.